AUGGCGGCAUCCUUUUUAGUGAGAGUGUUUUUUACUCCAUUAUUUGUAUACAUUUCUCAAUUUAUAACAUGCAGUGCGCAAAGUGAGGACAGUACAACUGAAAACCCAAGUGUUAAGUUUACUGAGAUUGAUGUAUGGGGAUUCCGACUAUGGCAGGUUGCAGGUAUGGUCUUGGCGGCUAUUCUUGUCUGCAUUGUGAUUGCGUGCUGCUUCUCCCAGAAACGAAUUCCCAGAACAAAGAAAGAAAUUGAAGCGAGGCAUAAAAAGAGAAUGAUCGUUGAAAAGUAUGCAAACGAGAUGAACAGACUACAUGUGAAGGAUUUACCUAAACCUCCCCGAGAAAUGCUGCAAGUGGAGGCUGAAUUACAACAGGCUGCUCCAAAGAAAAGAAAAUCCGACGGAACAAAGGGACGUAAUAUCACCAAGAAGUUGUUCAAGGGGAGAAAUAGAAAAACUAACACACAGCACAUUGAGGAGAGUUCUUUGGUUCAUAAUCCAAUAACCAGUGAUCCAGAAUUAACAGCUGAUCCAAGGAUUAUAGAGGAACCCCUCGGAGGUUAUCACAGAAAGCCAGGACAGUCUGCAAGACAAUACACACUGUCAAACUUGUAA
Molecule: messenger RNA, 612 nt
Organism: Saccoglossus kowalevskii
Lineage: Eukaryota; Metazoa; Hemichordata; Enteropneusta; Harrimaniidae
Source: RefSeq, a predicted model, not a curated record